Messenger RNA from Drosophila ficusphila, 1213 nucleotides. It is a transcript of the gene Eig71Ee, whose product is annotated as salivary glue protein Sgs-3. The coding region runs from base 59 to 1213 and encodes 384 amino acids. The record is from RefSeq and is a predicted model, not a curated record. The transcript has 2 exons. Lineage: Eukaryota; Metazoa; Arthropoda; Insecta; Diptera; Drosophilidae.
UUGUUGAUGGAGGUUGGGAUCAGCACAGUUUUCCAGAAGUUCUUCAAGAGGUUUCAACAUGAAGAUUACUCUGAUCUGUUUGUUGGUGGGCUUUGUUAUCUUGCAAUAUGCGGAGCAAAGUGAAGCCUGUAAGGAGAAGAAGGUUGAGAAGGCUUGCCAUGAAGGUGGGAGAACGGUGCGACAUAAGGAACCUCUUAAAGGACCAGGACCUGUAAGAACCACUAGGAGACAUGAAAAACCAAGGACAAAGCCCUGCGAAACCAGAAGAACCACCAGAAAACAUAAAACAGUUAGGACGACUAGGAGACACGUUCACCCAAAGACUUUACCUCAUUGUACGGAGAAAACUACUAAAAGGACUAAGCCACAUUGCACAGAGAAAACUACCCACAGGACCAAACCUUCUCAUACAAGGAAGACUACUGAAAAGACUACUUAUAGGACAAAUCCACCUAGUACAGAGAAAACAACUGAAAAAACCACGCCACCUUGUACAGAGAAGACUACUACAAGAACGACUCCACCUUGUACAGAGAAGACUACGCAUAGUACAAAGCCACCUUGCACUGAGAAAACUACUGAAAAAACCAAUCCACCUUGCACUGAGAGAACUACUAAUAAAACCAAUCCACCUUGCACAGAGAAAACUAAUCCACCUUGCACAGAGAAGACCACUAAAAAGCCUUGUUCACCUGAGACAACUCCUUCUCCAAAGACAACCACUCAAGAACCCUGCGGAUGCAGUUCUAGCCACUCUACGGGAUGGAACCCAGGAGGUCCUAUCAAGACAACACCUUCCACAACCACUCAGAAACCCUGUGAGAGUAGCACUCGUCAUUGUCCAGGUUGGAAUCCAGGUGGUCCUAUUCUGACAACUCCUUCCACAACCAGUCGAAGACCCUGCGGAUGUGGUUCCGAAAACCCAUUUAUACCCAGAUGUCCCGGACAUUUUGGACCAGGGCCUGUCAUUCCCAAUAGAGGAGAAGACGGAUUUGGUUCGCACUGCCCCGAUGGUUGGGAUCCCGACAGUCCAUUAAUACCUGUACCAAAAAUUCCUGGACAUUUUGGACCAGGACCUGUCAUUCCCAAUAGAGGAGGAAGUGGAUGUGGUUGCCCCCGAGAAUGUCCAUCCAAAGAGGAACUGAGUGAAGAGCUUCGCAUAGAACUGGACCGUAUACAACUAUUAAUCGACGAAUGUAUCCUCAGACGUUAA